UGUAAAUCAUCACAAUAAUCUCGGCGUAGUAGUAAGUUAAGUAAUAAGUUGUAAAGUGGAGUACUAGCGGAUUGCAUUUAAUGUGCAACAUUUUAUUCAGGGAAAGAAAUCCAGCAGAUCCAUCCCAUCUUUCCAUCCAUCAUUGCUUGAUGUGUUGGUUGGUAAUACCAACUUGGUAUUCCUCUCCUUGUGAUCUCGUUGUGCUAAUUGAGGAGGAAGGCCGACGAGACGAGCAGUUUGUACAUAUAUAGAUUAAUUAAGAACAAUGAAGAAUCUUACUCCAACAGAAUAAGAAGGUUAGUUCCAGCAGGGCAGGUUAAUCUGGUGCUUAACAAAUUAGAUGUAAAUAAAGGAAUAGGUAUUAUUAAAAAGACGGAUACUCUUGACUCUUCUGCUGGUCACUGGAAUCGCCGAGAGAGUAGACAACGGGGGAGAAGACACGGUCACCUUAAUAAGUGCCCUUAGCAUUAAAGUAAUUCUCCAGCAGGCUGAGGUUGGGUGUGGUGUUGCGGCUGGCGGCGGUGGCGGCGACGGCGGUGGUGGUGUGGCCUUCUGUAUCGUUUUCAAGUCAGGCUGAUUCAACAAGUGCCCGGUGCGUCAGUUGAGUUAGUAAACGAGGACGGCGACCAAGCGGAAAGCAUGGAGGACGAAGCGAACAACUCGGCGUUGUCAUUAGCUGAAGACGGUUCUCCCCAUAAUAGCAGAGGUCCACCUGUUACGCCCAUCAGCAAAUUAAAGUACUCGGGGCCCCCGUACUUGAAAAAAGAUAGCAAAAAGCAAAGCUCAUCCAGGUUCAACAACCUGUCGAAAAACAGGGAACUCAAAGCCCUUCCCCUGCUCAAAGAUGCGGCGGCGUCGGAAAGGGAGGAACUUUUUGUUCAAAAACUUCGACAGUGUGGCGUCCUGUUUGAUUUUGUUACUGACCCGCUGUCCGACAUCAAAUAUAAAGAAGUUAAGAGAUGCGCACUCCACGAAAUGGUGGAAUACAUUACGACACAGAGAGGUGUCAUCACAGAACCUAUUUAUCCAGAAGCAGUCAGCAUGUUUGCCGUUAACUUGUUUCGGGCGCUGCCCCCGUCGUCGAAUCCAAAUGGGACAGAUUUUGAUCCAGAAGAGGAUGAACCUACGCUUGAAGCGGCUUGGCCGCAUUUGCAACUCGUCUAUGAUUUCUUUUUGAGGUUUGUGGAAUCGCCCGACUUUCAACCUAGUAUAGCCAAGAAGUACGUAGAUCAGAAGUUUGUGUUACAGUUGCUGGAUUUGUUUGACUCUGAGGACCCCAGAGAACGAGACUUUCUCAAAACAACGCUUCACAGGAUUUAUGGAAAAUUCCUUAAUCUCCGAGCCUACAUCCGAAAGCAGAUUAAUAACAUUUUCUAUCGCUUCAUUUACGAAACUGAGCAUCACAAUGGGAUUGCAGAGUUGCUAGAAAUACUGGGCAGCAUCAUCAAUGGAUUUGCUCUCCCAUUGAAGGAGGAGCACAAGACUUUUCUUUUAAAGGUGUUGUUGCCGUUGCACAAGGUGAAAUGUCUCUCCGUUUACCACCCUCAGCUGGCGUAUUGUGUCGUCCAGUUUCUCGAAAAGGAUCCUGCAUUGACUGAACCGGUGAUAAUGGCAUUACUCAAAUUUUGGCCCAAAACACAUUCGCCGAAAGAGGUGAUGUUUCUAAACGAGCUAGAAGAAAUAUUGGAUGUUAUUGAACCUGCUGAAUUUCGUAAAGUCAUGAAGCCAUUGUUCAAGCAGUUGGCAAGAUGCGUUUCUUCCCCGCAUUUUCAGGUGGCUGAACGGGCCCUCUACUACUGGAACAAUGAGUACAUUAUGUCCUUAAUCAGUGAUAAUGCUGUGGAUAUCCUUCCCAUCAUGUUUCCAGCUAUGUACAGAAAUUCUAAAACGCAUUGGAACAAAACCAUCCACGGAUUGAUCUACAAUGCCUUAAAGCUGUUUAUGGAAAUAAAUCAAAAGCUAUUUGACGAAUGCACACAAAAUUACAAAAAAGAACGACUGAAAGAGCGAGAAUUGCUGAACAAAAGAGAAACCGUGUGGUCCAAAUUGGAAGAGAUUGCGUCUGUUAACCCCUGCUAUUCAACCGUGCCACAUUCCCAAGAUGGUGUUUCCCCGUUGGCGUCUGGAGCGAAUGAUGAUGAAAUGAACGAGUCCAACUUGUACGAACGACUGGAAGGUGUUCACCAGGAGGCGAUGGGAGUCCGGAACAAGGAAAAACCACUCCUUCGACGAAAGUCAGAACUUCCUCACGACUCGUACACCCUCAAAGCAUUGAAUGACUACAAACGCCCAGAUGAAUAUUUGUCCACCCCACCAGACGUUAAUAAGUGCUAAUCAUCAGUUAGACACAUUAUACGAAUAACCCACGACGUACGUACAUGUGUGUCACCAAUGUCACCAGCAACGCCACCACAACCCAGGACAAUUACUCUUCUAAGACUUGAUUAAAAACCCUUACAAAAAAAUAUUGUAAACGCCCCAUCAUCAUCAUCACUACAACUAUUAUGAUUAUUACUAUACUAAAUUACUAUAAUGUCGUCGUAUACAAAAGUCCGACCAAAAUGGAUAUAUAGGAUUGAGAUUGGGGGAGCCGUGCGUGCAGUGCUGAUGAUGGGUGCCUAUGAGAGGACAAUCUUCUGCAUACUAUGUAGUUAAAUAUUUCUUUGUUUUUGGGCCCAAUUUCUAUACUACUUAGAACCAAAUCAAAACAAGAGUGUAAAAUGUUGCAUGAUGAUGAUGACUCUGCGGUUUUUCCAUGAUUUGAUUACUUUCUUCUGUAACAUUUAAUGCUAAACUAUAUAUGUGAUGUUUAAAGUAUAAAUUGCAAGAGAAAUAUAUAAAUUAAAUAUAAUUAUAAUGAAACAACAAA
Folsomia candida is the source of this 2869-nucleotide messenger RNA. RefSeq names its product serine/threonine-protein phosphatase 2A 56 kDa regulatory subunit gamma isoform (gene wrd). Gene Ontology annotation, cellular component: protein phosphatase type 2A complex; cytosol; nucleus. Gene Ontology annotation, molecular function: protein phosphatase activator activity. Gene Ontology annotation, biological process: signal transduction; protein dephosphorylation. The record is from RefSeq and is a predicted model, not a curated record. The transcript is spliced from 17 exons. Bases 640 to 2334 code for a protein of 564 amino acids. NCBI's taxonomy places the organism in Eukaryota, Metazoa, Arthropoda, Collembola, Entomobryomorpha, Isotomidae.